GUGAAAGGAUGACCAAAUAAAACUUGUUAUCAAUUGAAUAUCAUAUGAAUUAGAUAAUGAUAGAACGAAUUGACGAGAAGUGGUUACCAAGCAAGGCAGUACGCAUCAUUCUUGUCACAAAUGGGAUGUACAACGAAGAGAACAAGCGACAUGAUAGCCAUAUGCAUAUGACGAGAUUGUGGUUCCGACGUUUAACAACGCGUCCUUUGAAGCAGGCAAUGUUGAUGCCAGAAAAGAAUUUGGGGUCUGAGUCCCUAUUCAAGUAAUCGCCACGUACGUUCAGCAGUAUGUCAUGUUCAACAGUUCCUCGAUUCAGAGUCAAAGCUGCCAUGCAGACAGGAACUUCGUCAAAUUUUCACAUGCGAUCGCUUUAACUUGACCAUAUACGGCAAGCGGAACGAGGAAGAUGCAAGGUCAUCACGAAUUACCAAUCGACAGGAUUCCAGGAGCCGUACCGUACCGACAAAGAACACUCGUUUUUUUUUUUUGGAAGAAAAAAAAAUCUGCCAUUCUGGUAUAUAAAGGUCAAGGUCUCUCAUGCAAAGUAUUUUCAUUAUCAUCAACACACACAUCAAUCCAAACCAUGAAGUUCAACCUCGCUCUCGUCUCUGUUCUCAUCGCCUCUGCCAUGGCUGCUCCUAUGCCUGACGCAACCGAAGCUCCCACUGCUACCAAUGGCCCUGUCAUCGUUAACGGCUUUGCCAUGCCUUCAGCUUCAGCAACUGAUUUUGCUCCCGCUCCCAAUGUUACCGCCAUUGGUAGCAUCACUAUCGUUGGCACUCCUACCCACUCUGCUGGGUUCCACCUCGCUCCAAGCUCCAAGAACUAUCUUACUGCUGCUACCAUUGGGUUGCUCAUUCCUGCCUCAGCCUCCCUCUUCUUAUAAGCAUAAGAGAAUGGCACACCAUUUUGUUAUUCCAACCCACUUAGACUACAUAUUACUAUCCUUUAUUGACCUAUUCCCACAUAACUAACUAGCUACCUUACCUAUGCGACCCCAUAUUUUUUGAAUGUUUUACCAUCUCCUCUCAAUGUAUAAAUUGUUUUUUCUUUCAAUUGCUUGAAAUACAAUCUCUAAAUCUCACUUAUGACAAAA
This is a messenger RNA of Umbelopsis ramanniana AG, 1096 nucleotides long. RefSeq lists its product as uncharacterized. The transcript has a single exon. NCBI's taxonomy places the organism in Eukaryota, Fungi, Mucoromycota, Umbelopsidomycetes, Umbelopsidales, Umbelopsidaceae. The record is from RefSeq and is a predicted model, not a curated record. Bases 407 to 886 code for a protein of 159 amino acids.